Aethina tumida (small hive beetle) is the source of this 932-nucleotide messenger RNA. RefSeq lists its product as uncharacterized. The record is from RefSeq and is a predicted model, not a curated record. The transcript is spliced from 4 exons. NCBI's taxonomy places the organism in Eukaryota, Metazoa, Arthropoda, Insecta, Coleoptera, Nitidulidae. Bases 202 to 891 code for a protein of 229 amino acids.
UCAAGAGUUUAUUUAAACUGAAAAGAUGUUCAGUAAUUGGAAUGGUUCACGUCAAUGCACUACCAGGAACCCCACGUUUUUCUGGCUCAGUUGACGAUAUUGUUUCUAAGGCUUGCAAAGAAACUGAGACAUACCUAAAAAAUAACAUUGUAUGUAUAUUAACAGUUUAUUAAUUGGUCAAGAAUUAUUACAAAUGCAAAUAUGUUAUGGAUCCAUAAUUCCUUUGAGGAUGGAAUACUUAUUGAAAAUAUGCAUGACAUACCCUACAUACAAGCUAAAUAUCUGGGACCAGAAAUAACAGCAACCAUGAGCAGAAUAUGUACUGAAUUAAGAAAAAUCAUUCCACCGACAGUUCCAUGUGGGUUGCAGGUUUUAGCUGCAGGAAAUAAAGAAGCUUUGGCUAUUGCGAAAGCCACAUCACUGGACUUUAUUAGGUGUGAAGGGUUUGUGUUUGAUCAUAUUGCAGAUGAAGGAUACACUGAAGCAAACGCCGGAUUAAUACUUAGAUACAGGAAACAAAUAGAUGCUGAUAAAAUAUUGAUUUUUGCGGAUAUUAAGAAAAAACACAGUUCUCAUGCUGUAACUAGUGAUAUAAGUUUAGUGGAUACUGCAAAGGCGGCGGAAUUCUUUUUGGCUGAUGGCUUGAUUAUAACUGGAAACGCUACAGGUGAUCCAGCAAAUGCUAAUGAUCUUAAAUUAAUUAAAGAAACAUCCAAGCUACCAGUUAUAAUAGGUUCGGGUGUUACUAUAGACAAUCUCUCUGAUUAUUUAGUGGCAGAUGCUCUGAUCAUUGGAUCACAUUUUAAGCAGAAUGGUGAUUGGAUGAACGUAUUAGAUGGAGAGAGGAUUAAUAAUUUUAUGAAUAAAAUAUUGCAUACUACUGUAUCAUGAUAUUCUUAAUAAAUUUAAUUUCAACAAACACAGUCAACAUA